UGGAGUCACUCAGUCUGUGAGUCUGCAGAUGCACUCAUAUUGUUGUGCUGGAGCUGAUGCUUGUGUUUUAUUCAGCAGACUGGAUCUCCAGCAGGAGACUCAUCUGAUCCCGCUAGCCCCGCCUCUGCAGCCCGAUCUGUAUUUAUAGCUUAUUGCAACAGCACUUUCAGUCAGUCAGUCAUUCAGUGAGUGAGUGAGUGAGUAACUCUAGUGUAAGAUCAUCAGCGGGUCUCUCAGCUCUCUCUCUCUCCGCAUCCAGACCGGACCAGCAUGACGGAGACCGCGUCAGACCCCGCUCCAGGCGCCGCGGAGGAGCCAGAGGCGAAGCGGGAGAACGGCGACUGCGCGGCGGACGCGCCGCAGCAGCUGGAGCCCCCGGAGGGCGGCUGGGGCUGGGUGGUGAUGCUGGCCUCGAUGUGGUGCAACGGAUCGGUGUUCGGUAUCCAGAACGCGUUCGGUAUCCUUUUCGUGUCUCUGCUGAAGGAGUACGGCUCCGAGGACGACGAAGAUCUCCGCUUCAAAACAGCAUGGGUCGGCUCUCUCUCGAUGGGCAUGAUCUUCUUCUGCUCGCCGAUCGUCAGUGUGUUCACCGAUCUGCUCGGCUGCCGGAUUACAGCGGUUGGAGGGGCAGCGGUAGCAUUUGUGGGACUUCUGGCCAGUUCCUUCGUCAAGUCUCUCGGGCCGUUGUACUUCACCUACGGCAUAGUCUUCGCCUGUGGCUGCAGCUUUGCCUAUCAGCCGAGUCUGGUGAUCCUGGGUCACUAUUUCAAGCGGAGACUGGGCCUGGUGAACGGCAUUGUGACAGCGGGCAGCAGCGUGUUCACCAUCACGCUCCCGUACAUGCUGUCCGGUUUGUUGAAGCGCGUGGGACUUGCCAACACGCUGCGUGUGCUGAGCGUCUUCGUGUUCAUGCUCAUUCUGGCGGGAUUCACCUACAAACCCCUACUGCCCAAACCCGUCAGCAGCAGCAAGUCGGGCAGCCGCUGUCCCUCGCUCAACAGGGUGUUUAACAUGCACAUCUGGAGGUCUCUGGGAUACCGCAUAUGGGCCUUUGGGAUCCCUGCUGCCCUAUACGGAUACUUCGUGCCUUACGUUCAUCUGAUGAAGCAUGUGGAGGAGCGCUUCGGUGCGGACGCUAAUAAAGAGCUUCUGCUCACCUGUAUUGGCAUCACGUCUGGAGUGGGUCGUCUGAUCUUCGGGAGAGUGGCCGACUACGUCUCUGGAGUCAACAAAGUCUUCCUGCAGGUGUCCUCGUUCCUGGUGAUCGGGCUGAUGUCGAUGAUGAUUCCUCUGUGUCAUGUGUUCGGUGGACUCAUCGCCGUGUGUCUGCUCAUGGGUCUGUUCGAUGGCUGCUUCAUCUGCAUCAUGGCUCCCAUCGCGUUUGAGCUGGUGGGCUCCCAGAACGUGUCGCAGGCCAUCGGCUUCCUCCUGGGCAUGAUGUCCGUCCCCAUGACCGUCGGGCCUCCCAUCGCAGGGUUCCUCAGAGACCGUCUGGGCAGCUAUGACGUGGCGUUUUACCUGGCAGGCAUUCCUCCGAUCAUCGGCGGGGCCAUGCUGUGCCUGAUCCCGUGGGUGGAGGCGCGGAGGAGGAGGAAGGAGGCGCAGCCGGCGGCCGAAGCCUCCGAGAAGAUGCUGGAGAUCAAGAGCGGCGCGCAGGUCGAGGUGAAGCCCGAGGAGCCCGAGUCCGUCAUCUGAGAGCACUUACAACGGACAGACAGACUCACAGACGUGUGUGUGUGUGUGUGUGUGGAGAGCCUUGAUGUGAUUUUCUAUCCCUGCAGGAACAUGCAGACCGGGCAUAAAACAGGGCUCUCCAUUAAUGUGAUUUAUGAGCUAUGCAUCUUUCAGAAAGUUUCCUUGAAUAUUUUUGUACUGAGCUUCUAGGCUUUGAAAGUUAGACAAUCGUCGGUUAAGAAGGGAAGAUGUUUGCUGGUGCUUCUGCGGGUGAAGCCCUUAGAGAGGAAUCAAGGCAUUUUAUUUUAACCCGCGUUUCCUUUACUCUUAUAAUCUAGCUAUGCAUUGUGUUAUGUCAGACUAUAUGAAGUCGCUUAUAUAUUGUGUUAAAGGGAACGUCAUCUGUGCCAUAUGUAAUCAUGUCCUCCUGAGCUGGGAAGAUUGGAAAGAGGUUUUUGCGAAUGCGCACUUCAGCCGUGAGUGUUUACUAGAGCAAUCGUCACUGCAUGGCGACAGUGUUUGUAUAUGCAAUUAUCAAAGAUGUUUAUUUUCACUGAGAAAUAACAGUUGAGGAACCAGUCAUGCUGCUUUAAUGCACAGAGCAGAUAUGAUUACGCAAGCAGAUGUUUUAUGAUGCCGUCCCAGUGUUCUCGGUGAGGCUUUGUAUUAAGCGUCGCGUUUUAUGUUCGAGGAACGCUGCUCUGGAACGUUUACAGGAUGGUUUCCAUGUGUUUUUGCCAAACCAGAGCAGAUCUCAGUGUUUGACAUGAACUGGGAUGGUUGCUCUUUGAAAUACUAUUUUUGUAAAGAUGUUUUAAGAAUCUGUCGUGUCUGUUGAUUAAAUCGAGCUGCCAUUGUGAGCUCAGCUUUAAUAGAGACGUCACCUUCACAUUUACUGCCACUGAGGCCUUGACUGAAAAAGCACAUAUGCAAAGUCCUUUGCUUUAAUUCAGCGAAUGAAUAUGAAUGUCCUCCGGUUCCUAGUCACAUGAAGCAGUGUUUUCACAGUGUCUGGAGGUGGUGUUCUCUCGCGAUUGGUCUGCAGGUUGAUCUACCUCAAUUAACAUGAUUCUGGAAUCAUCAGCGGAUCAGAGAAGCGAAUCACUGUAAACUCACUUGAAACGACGACCACCGCUCAUACUUCAUACCUAUCCCAUGUUGUGUUUCUUUAGUUUUAUAUCUCUUAUAUCAACUAGCAUUAUUAGUGCCUUGACAAUAUGAUUAUUGACUGAUGAAUUAUUGAUUUGUAUGGAAUCUUAACCAGAGGCACAACCAACAGCUUCCAAAGCAUGUACUCGACUCAUUUCAGUGCGACACAAACACAUUUACAGGAAAAAUAACCUUAGCAGCAAUACAUGCCGAGAGGCGUCUGUCUUUUACAUCCAUUGGUUUAUUAUUUUUAAACCAUUUCCAUGUUUUUGAGAAGAUUGUCUCUUUUUUACUUUUUGUACAUGGUCCUUUUUUUGUAUUUUAUUUUUUUUUAAAUUUAUACUGUUCAUGUAAAUCAUUGUUGUACACCAAACCAUAGAGGUUUUGCUACACACACACACACACACACAUUUGUUUUUGUGAAUUGUAGGGACUCUCCAUAGGCGUAAUGGUUUUUCUACUGUACAGACCGUAUAUACUAUUGUCCUACACCAACCCUACACCUAAACCUACCCCUUACAGGAGACUACAGGCAUUUUUACUUUCUCAAAAAAACUCAUUCUGUGUGAUUUAUAAGCCUUUUGAAAUAUGGGGACAUGGGGAAAUGUCCUCAUAAAUCACCUUCUCCUUGUAAUACCUGUUAUACCCAUGUCAUUAUACACAUUUAUGUCCUCAUUUGUCACACUCACACACACACACACACACACUCACACACACACACACACUCUCUCUCUCUCUGUAAUAUAACCGUGGGUAGGUUUUGACGGUCCGCACACAGCAGUGAUUUACUCAGGGUAAUCAUACAUGCCAAACAACUCCAGGCCUCAGCUAAACACCAAAUAAACGACUUGUCUUCUUGAAGAAUUUAUUGAAAACUUUUUGUCCAUCCAUUUGUGAUUGUAAAAUUAAAAAAUGAAAUUGACUUAAUAAAAAGGAACAACACUUUAACACUUUAUAUUAUAGUUUGUGCACACACUUACCGUGUACUUGCCAGAAGUUAGUACCUAGUUAUUAUUAGAGUAAGUAUACAGUAUGUACAUGUAGAAACGUGCUGUAAAAUAAAGUGCUUCUGAAAACAGACUAAUGACAAAAACAGAAUCACUAGUAGUGGAUACUUGUUAUGCUACUGCAGUUUCAUUUCAGUGACCUUGAUCUCUUGAGCUGCAUGACUUAGAGCUUCUGUUAUUUGUUGUUGUUGUUGUUGUUGUAUGCACCACACAAUUGGUUAUAAAUACUAUUUUGAACUACAAUAAAGAAAACAUUAUUGGUUUUAUUAAUGACA
Messenger RNA from Onychostoma macrolepis, 4105 nucleotides. RefSeq names its product solute carrier family 16 member 10 (gene slc16a10). Gene Ontology annotation, biological process: transmembrane transport. The coding region runs from base 271 to 1695 and encodes 474 amino acids. The transcript is spliced from 6 exons. NCBI's taxonomy places the organism in Eukaryota, Metazoa, Chordata, Actinopteri, Cypriniformes, Cyprinidae. Gene Ontology annotation, molecular function: monocarboxylic acid transmembrane transporter activity. The record is from RefSeq and is a predicted model, not a curated record.